CGAAUACAGGAAGACAAGCUCGUCUCUCACAGGCGUCAGGUUUCGUUGCGGUUGUUCACUCUCUCACUCUUUCUGACACACAACACAAGACUGGGAUUUACAUUUUUAGUAGAAACAGAUAGAAAAUUGGAAACGCCAAUAACGGACUGUUAGAAGGGAAGGUUAUUAAAAAGGCAAGUAAAUCAUUCUGUAGUCCUGUAUCUGCAGAUCGAUGAUGGAAACACCCAUUCCUGUUCCUGAGCUGCUGUUAGCCAUUUUAAAUGAGCUAAUCACUGAAGACCUUAAAACAUUCCAGUGGUACCUGACUCAGGUUGUGCUCAGCGAUUUUCCUCCCUUCCCUAAGAGCAAGCUGGAGAACACGGACAGGCUAACCACUGUGGAUAAGAUGAUCAAGACCUCAAGCUAUGAGGGAGCUGUGAAGGUGUCACUAGAGAUCCUGAGGAAGAUGAACCACAACAAUCUCGCUGAGAAACUACAGAGAGACAGCCAAAUAUCCUGUCCUGUGUGCCACGACAUUCUCAGGGAUCCUGUUAUACUGUCAUGCCACCACAAAGUCUGCACAGUCUGUCUACAUGAAUGCUGGAACCAGAAAUAUUCUCGGCAAUGCCCUGUGUGCAAGAAGAGGAUGUCAAUGGAUACAGCAAGGUCUGAGGUGCUCUGCAGUUUGCACAGUGAGAAAUUCAAACUCUUCUGCCUGGAGGAUAAAAAGCCAAUCUGUGUGGUAUGUCAGACUUCAAAAAACCACAAAAACCAUAACUGUAGCCCCAUAGAUGAAGCUGCACAGGAUCAGAGGGAAGAACUCCAGACAGCACUGAAUUCCUUAAAGGAGAAGCUUGGGGUCUUUAGUAAAAUUAGCCAAACCUGUGCUGAACACAUCUUGAGCCAGGCCCAGCACACAGAGGGUCAAAUUAAGGGGCAGUUUGAGAAGCUUCACCAGUUUCUACGAGAGGAAGAGGCAGCCAGGAUAGCUGAACUAAAAGAGGAAGAAGAGCACAAGAAUCGAGUGAUGAAAGAAAAUAUUGAAGAAAUGAGCAGAGAGAUUUCAUCACUUGCAAACACAAUCAGAUUCUUAGAGGAGGAGCUGAAAGCUGAAGACCUCUCAUUUCUGCAGAACUAUGAGUCCACAAAGGAAAGAGCCCAAUGCAAACUGCCAGAUCCAAUGCUGGUCUCAGGAGUGCUGAUAGACGUGGCUAAAUACUUGGGCAACCUGCAAUUUAGAGUCUGGGAGAAGAUGCAUGAGAUUGUGAAAUACACUCCUGUGAUUCUGAACCCCAAUACUUCCCAACCACAUCUCAUCCUGUCUGAUGAUCUGACCAGUGUGAGACACCGUGAUGAAGACAGCAUCAAUGACAGUGACGAAACACGGCAGCUUCCUGACAACCCAGAGAGGUUUGAUACCUUUAGAAUGGUCCUAGGUUCUGAAGGCUUUAAUUCAGGGACACACAACUGGGACAUUGAGGUUGGGGACAAUACUCACUGGUCACUGGGUGUGAUUACAGAAUCUGUCCAGAGGAAGGAAGAAGUAAAGAAUGGAUACUGGCAAAUCCGAUUCACUGGUGGUAAAUAUGAUACACAUUCUCCAUCAGGGUCAGACACUCUCCUUACUGUGAGACAGAAACCCCUGAGGAUCAGAGUGCAGCUGGACUGGGAUGGAGGUAAGCUGUCAUUCUCUGACCCUGAUAAUAAGACAGUUCUACACACAUUCACAUACACUUUCACUGAGAAAGUCUUUCCUUUUUGCCUUAAUGGCUGUAAACUCCACCCUGUGAGGAUUUUACCAGUGAAGGCCUGUGUGACAGUGGAAAAGCCCGAUGAGACCUUCUUACAGGACACAAGUGUCAGAGGCUUAACAGUGAACACCCACAAUGAUUAUGAUAUGUUCGAUGAGGACAUUGAUGAAUUUGAGGAGGAAUACGAUGAAUGUGCAGACCCUGAAGAUGAAGAUGAUGUAGAUGAUGUAGAUGAUGUAGAUGAUGUAUAUGAAGAAGAUGAAGAAGAUGAAGACGAAGAAGAAGAAGAUGAUUAUUAAUAAGAUGACAAAUAUGAUACUGUCUCGAUCUCCAACAGUGGAACAACAGUUAAACUAUAGUAUAAGUACAAUAUAUGCAGGGUGUGGGAAUGGAUUUGGAUGUUCUUAUGAAGAAACUAAAAUGACUGUAGGUCAUUUUUUUAUGUAACUGAAUAUUAUUUCUGAAAAUCAACAGCAUGGAAUAUUCAUAUUUUUACUAUAUUCUUUUUUUUAUAUGACUCCAAAUAUGUUUUAACUAUAAUAUCAAUGGCUGAGUCUAUUCACUUUAAUUGUUAAUAAAAACAUUGGUUUGGAAAAGUAAAAUCUAACUCAGUGGCCAAUUUAGUUAAGAACAUACUUUAUAGCCUAUGGAAGCAUUUAGCUGCUGAAACUCAAUUGGUAAUGCAAAUGUUAAAUCAAUAUGUUUGCAAUUCAUUUGUGACAAAAUUCAAAUUGAAAUGCAAAAAAAUAUAUUGCAUUUUCAUGAUUGAGUAUGGUCCAUUAAUUUCCAUGCUACUAUCCAGUACAACACUGACACAUUUAAAUAUAAAAGCUUAUUACAUUUCUGGGGUUGCAGGUAACCUUGUUACAUUUGUGGUGGCAGGUAGCCUAGUGGUUAGAGUUUUGGGCCAGUAACUGAAAGGUUGCUGGAUUGAAUCCCUGAGCUGACAAAGUAAAAAUAUGUUGUUCUGCCCCUGAACAAGGCAGUUAAGCAACUGUUCCCCGGUAAACUGUCAUUGUAAAUAAGAAUUUGUUCUUAACUGACUUGCCUAGUUAAAUGACGGUAAAAAUGUAUAUAUAAAAAUGCUAAUGAUUAACUUGUUGUAAAAGCAAUAAUUGUGAAAGAAAGAAAAAAUAAUCGGCAAUUACUGUGUGUGGUUUAAAACUGUCAAAUUUCAAAUGAUCAAUCAAAUUCAAUAAAUCUAUCACGAUGCUC
This is a messenger RNA of Oncorhynchus mykiss (rainbow trout), 2945 nucleotides long. Its product is annotated as E3 ubiquitin-protein ligase TRIM35. Gene Ontology annotation, molecular function: zinc ion binding; protein binding. The record is from RefSeq and is a predicted model, not a curated record. Lineage: Eukaryota; Metazoa; Chordata; Actinopteri; Salmoniformes; Salmonidae.